Vitis riparia (riverbank grape) is the source of this 1281-nucleotide messenger RNA. RefSeq lists its product as uncharacterized. NCBI's taxonomy places the organism in Eukaryota, Viridiplantae, Streptophyta, Magnoliopsida, Vitales, Vitaceae. The record is from RefSeq and is a predicted model, not a curated record. Gene Ontology annotation, molecular function: metalloendopeptidase activity. Gene Ontology annotation, biological process: CAAX-box protein processing. Gene Ontology annotation, cellular component: membrane.
UUCAUUUCGUUUGGGUUCUUGCCAAAAGUCCUCUAGUUAUGGGUUUGCUCCCUGCAAACUGUCAUGUAAAUGGAAUUGGAACUCACUCACCAUGGCCAAUGUCUGCUUUCAUGGGUAGGAAGUUAAUUGGCCUCCAUGACAAGCAGAAGAUUUUACCUACCACAUUUUUCUGUGGCCUUGGAGGUAAAAUAAAGGCUUUUGCAAGUCGCAACUCUGUGAAGAAAUUGAGAAAAGACAGACAAGCACGUAAAAAUUUAACUUUACAAACUAAUAAGAUUGCACCCAAUGAAGAUAAUGGGCUGGAAGAUAGGUUUCCAUCAGAAGAUGAUAGUGUUCCAGAUAACAAGAAGGUGUCCCCUAUUGAUAAUUUGGCUGCACAAGGCUCAAUCACCAUCCCUUCCAGGGGUGCUGUGCUUCAGGCUUGCACUGUCACUUCUGGGUUGAUAGCUGCUUUGGGUAUAAUCAUUCGACAGGUGUCUCAUACUGCAUCAAUUGAAGGAUUGCCAAUUCUUGAUUGCUCUAUGGAAGUAUCAUUUGGCUUUGAGAUGUGGCAUCUUGAGUUAAUAGCAGGAUUGGUUAUAAUGGUAUCAUCAUGCCGAUUCUUACUACUGAAAACAUGGCCAGAUUUUGCUGAGUCUAGUGAAGCAGCUAAUCAGCAGGUCCUUUCUUCACUACAACCUUUGGAUUACAUGGUUGUAGCAUUUCUUCCAGGGAUUAGUGAGGAGCUCCUUUUCCGUGGUGCAUUGCUACCACUUUUUGGAGUUAAUUGGAAGAGCGUAUUUGUGGUUGCUGCCAUUUUUGGUGUUCUUCACUUGGGCGGUGGCAGAAAAUAUUCUUUUGCAAUCUGGGCAACAUUUGUCGGGGUUUUGUAUGGCUAUGCAACAAUUGCAUCCUACCUCAUUGUGCCAAUGGCUUCUCAUGCCAUCAACAAUCUGAUAGGAGGGAUAUCAUGGCGGUACACAUCAAAAUCAUUGGAAUAGAAGAUGUCAGAUGGUUUCAAUCUACUCAUCUACUUCCAAGUUUGUACCACUUUGACCUUCGAAAACAACGGGUGACAAAAGCUUAGCCUGGACCAUAUACACAAUGUACAUUAUUCUUGUCUCCAAUUACACUUAAUACAUGUAUAACCAUUUUUCUGCCCAAAAUCUGAUAUGCAACUAUAGAUUCGGAACAUGCUUGAUGAGCAAUUUCUAGUACCAUCCAUCAGUGUCAACACUGUUCAUGGCUUGUCGCCAUAGUUUUGCUUAUUGCUACACUAACGAUAUUGGAUGUUUUCUUGUA